AUGGCUGCGGAUCCUCAGAGGAAUGGUGGGGUGGAAGACGAGACGAAGAAGGAAGUGCUGGAGCGUCAAGCUGCAGACGACUCGCAAGCAUCCGACAACGACGGCGGUGAGCGCCCCGUCCGCCACAAAUUACAAGAAACCUCGAUCACUUCGGCACCCAAGACUUCGACGGACGGCGACGCCAACAUGACCGGCAAUACGCAGGAAGGAAGCUCCAGCAGGGCCAGCAGCAGGGGCAGGAAGCGAUCAUUCGACGAAGAUGAGCCGGAGAAGAACGAAGACGAUGCAGGCCACCGUCGCAAGCGGUCGCGCGACUCGAACUCCGAGGAGGAGAAUGCAAAUGCCGAUGUCGAUGUGGAAGUCCCGCAGCUACAGAAGGGAGAGGAAGUGACACGGGAUAUUGCGGUUCCGAAGAAGAAGAGAAGCAGGGAUCAGUUGGAUAAGGAUGAAUCGACAGUCGGUGCUUCGGGCGAGAAAGCGGAGCAGAAUGCUGCGGAGGAGGCCUCGACGGAAAAGUCUGAAGUCGAAGGACAGCCCGAGAAGAAGAGACAUACGGAUGAUGCGCGAGAGAAGGAAUCGGCUCCCAUUACCAGUGCAUUUGCGAAUACAUCGUCGGUUUCACCAUUCGGGGCAAUUGGUGCGAAGGCCAAGGAAGAAGAAGCAAAGCCCGCUGCCGCCACAUCAUCAACUGCUUUUGCUGCGUCAAGUCUGGCCGCGUUCGCCAGCUCGGAACAAUCGCCCUUUGGCUCCCUCGGAAGCUCCACACCCUCUGUCUUCAAGUCGCCGGCAUCGACGGACUCUCCCCAGCCGGCUGCUACUGGAUUUGCUUCUGCAGCCGGCACAUCGGGAUUUGCUGCGCUGGGGUCUGGCUUCUCUGGGUUCAGCGGUGGCUUUGCGGCAGCCAAGCCCGCAGGUGGACUUACGAGCUUUGCCUCCCCUAGUGCUCCCAGUGUUCUGGGCGGCUCCAAGACGUCUGCUUUCGGGGCACCCGAAGACGAGGAAGAAAAGGAGGAAGAUGAGGAACAAGCCGGUGACAGCGGCCCGGGAGAGUUCGAGCAAGACAAGACGGACGAGAGAUUUUUCGAACGUCCGAUCGAGACUGGCGAGGAGAACGAGAAGACAUACUUCUCAUGUAAAGCCAAGCUUUUCCACUUCACGAACAAAGAGUGGAGAGAACGUGGCAUUGGGACCUUCAAGGUCAACGUCCGUGUCACGGACGGAGUAGAGGACAAGAAGGCAGCUCGCAUGAUCAUGCGCGCAGACGGUGUGCUGCGCGUGAUGCUGAACACGCCCAUUUUCAAGGGAAUGACGGUUGGUGAUGGACAGGGCAAGGAGCCCAAGUCGAAGCAGAUCAACCUAGCCAGUUUGGAAAGUGGCCGCUCUGUUCCGAUCUUGCUCAGAACCGGAAGCGAAGACCUCGCCAAAGAAUUAUACCGCGUUGUUCGCGACCUCCAGGAAUACCAGUGA
Molecule: messenger RNA, 1467 nt
Organism: Aspergillus tubingensis
Lineage: Eukaryota; Fungi; Ascomycota; Eurotiomycetes; Eurotiales; Aspergillaceae
Product: nuclear protein export protein Yrb2
Exons: 6
Coding region: 1-1467 (488 amino acids)
Biological process (GO): intracellular transport
Cellular component (GO): cytoplasm; nuclear pore
Molecular function (GO): GTPase activator activity
Source: RefSeq, a predicted model, not a curated record